GAAUACAUUUUGGUACGAGUUGUCUGUAUCUGUUUGGAGAUAGUAAACAAACUUUCACGCGGAGAAAACAAAAAAAGAUUACAUUUAAUUUUUUUCGAUCGAAUAAAAAAGUUUAGAACGCUUAUGUGACCAGCUAACACAUUUUAGGUAUGUGAACUUGAUAUAUUGUGUGAUGAUUAGAUCAAUAGUGCAAUUUCCUCAGCCCACCAAACAUAUUCAUGAAUAAAGAAUGAAGGCACCUUGAUUACAAAAAAUGGAGUACAUAGAAUGCAUGAAAACUGGGUAUAACCCAGCUCAUGUCCAAGUUGCAUGUGAUGGAAACUUCAUAGGGCUCCCGCUUACAAGGACGGUUGUGGGAGUGUGGAACCUAUCAGAUCCAUCAGCACAGCCUCUGAAACUAGAAGGCCAUCGUAAAAUUUUGACCAGUUUGGUGCUAGGGAACAAACCAGACCCUAAAAGAUUAUGUUCAGCCGCAGAGGACUACAUAAUAGUAUGGAACAUCCACCAAGCUUUGGAGAAAGCUGAGAAAGGUGAACAAAUCAAAGGUGUAAUUAUUGGAACAACACUGGGAUACAUACAAUACUGCGCGUUCAGCCCAGAUGACUCUCUGGUGGCUGCAUGCAAUAACAAUGACGUUCUUAUACUGCGUUCAAAUACAUCGGAAGUUAUUGCAGCCCUGGAAGGUCAUCUGAAUCGGGUCACUUGCGCAGAGUUUUGUCCCCAUUAUUCAUCAACAUUAGUUACCAUAUCAGAGGACAGGACCUUUAAGGUGUGGAACAUUGCCGACCUGUCCCUGGUUUACCAGUCUACCAUCAUCACUGCCUCACCCUUCAUCAGCAUGAGUAUGAACCUCCACGUACCUCAGGUCGCUAUAGGAACCGCUGACGGCAUCGUCAGAGUUUACGACUUAUCUGAUGGUAAAGACUUCCGAUGUGUUCAUCAAAUCAACAUUGGGAAAAUUAUGGAUAAAUACAGACAGAGCAAAGAGCAGAGUUUACUCUCACCAACAUCCCAAAAGAAUGGUCCAGUGACCAUUAGCAGUAAGCCCUCGUACCAGAGGAGAGGAGACAACGGAGAACCCAGGGAGGAGAUAAAUGUACAGGAUGUGGCAGAGACAGGGUGUGCUGUCCUCGGGCUUUACUUCUCCUGGGUCCCUGAAGACGACAGGGGUAGUUCAGCCCGAUCUGUCGGUUUUCUUCAGCGAGCCAACACCAUGAUUAGGGAUUUAUUCAGUGCCUCCCCCAUGUUAGUCAUCGGAACAACAGGGGCGCUGCUUCAGAUAAAUGCCAAAACAAUGGAAGUCAUUCAGUAUUAUGAUCUUCAAGAUCCAGUUCCAUCAAACUCAGAAAGUAAGGAAAUGUACAUUAACAAUGCUGGUUCUACCUACUUCAGUCAGGGGGAUGACCCAGAGAAGAUUUACUGUGUGAUUGGCAGCCAUUUUCAAAAUCAUGUUCAUCUCUUGAAAUGGGACCAUGCCACAUCAAGAUCAAAGCCUUGUAGCUUCAGUACAAGUCUUGAGGACUUAUCUAGUAUUUCUUCAGAGUUACCGGGCAACCAAAACCAACAAAGUCUGACAGUCCUAUCCAGUGAACCCAUGCUGCCAAACUCAAUACUCAAGCAAGGGCUUGUUCCAAAACAGAAAGAAGACUCUACACCUAAAAAACAGAAAGGAUACAUUUCCCCUGGCAAACCAGGUCAAGGGGUCAAAGAUCAGCCAUUGACCUUCCAGAGCAAGAUUAAAUCAUCAGGCUACACAGAGGCUCCAAGAACGACCAUGUUUAAACCAAAAACAAGCUCCACAAAGCAAUCCUCAGCAGUGAAGAAGAAACCAUCUGCAGGCUUAUUAGAAAAUGCGCUAGACAAGGAAUAUCCUACCAAUCCAGGCCCCCCAAAAGACUUUGUUUGUGGCUGGGAUGUUGCAGAAAGACCAACUCCAAUCAAUGCAAUAUCUUACUCAGGAGAUGGGCUUAGUCUUGCUUGUGCUCUUGCCAAUAAGUCUGCCCAAGUGUUUCGAAUACCAUACAAGGAAAAAGGAAGCUACAGUUUAGCACACAACCACAUUGUGAAUGAUGUGCGAUGGAGUUGCGACUCUAGUUGGUUGGUGUCAGCAUGUGAUGACAAAACCGUGCGACUAUGGCAACGAGGUCAGACUGAGGCUGUCCUCACCAUAGCAACCAAACUCCACAACUUGGCAGAAGGAGAUGGACCAAAGAAGGACAAGGAGAAUGCCCCAUUUCCAAAGGAGAUUAAGAACGCUCAGUUCUACUACAUGGAUCGCUUCCUGAUUUUAACAUCUUCCAACACACUGUACAUGUAUAAAUACCACCUGGAUCCCACCAAACAAGAUAUCAAAAGAUAUGUGAGCAAGAGUAAAUACAAGCAGGUGCAGUCCUUCACUAUGGAUGCCCAGUACAUCACUGCCUUGUCUGCUGUGAAUGAUUUCUACUCCUAUAUUGUUAUGUGUGCAGGCAGUAGUAAAUCAUUAGAAGUCUAUGACAUGAAUGUUGGAAAGUGUGUACGUACAAUAGCAGACAUCCACACGAGACCAGUUCAUUGUAUAAAGCAACAUGAGGGAUCUAAGUUUGUCUCACACCCCCGUGACGCCUAUGAUUUAUUCUUGACAUCAGCUGCCGGUGACUGCAUCAAGCUAUGGGACCUCAGGGCCAACAGAUGUGUUCGACGGUAUGAAGGUCAUUUAAACAGGUCAUACCCAUGUGGGGUAGACCUUAGUCCUUGUGGUAAAUAUGUUGUGACCGGUGCUGAAGAUAAAUGUGUUUAUGUAUAUGACAUCAGAGGAGGUACAUAUUGCUCCAAACUAACAGGUUUCACAGACACCGUGUCAGCUGUAGCAUUCCAUCCGCUCCAUUCACAGUUGAUGACAGCAUCUCUAGAUGGGAAGCUGAAACUGUUCACAGACAGUCCUAAAGUAUUGAGUAGAAUAAAGGAACGUCUAAUCAUGGCCUUCACAAUGAUUCUGUCUGUUCUGGCCAUUUCGUUUCUGAUGGCAGAGGCUAAAGUUUCCCCCGACGGAUCUUUAGUGUGGCCAGAUCUAGGACAGCUCUACGCCCUGGACGACCUGAGAAAUGGCCUGGGAAAUGGUUACUAUGAUCUGGAGAGCCGAAGCUCUCCAAACCAAGAUUGGUCCAACGCCGGAUACCAAGAACCAACUCUUAAUGACGAUAUUUUCAGUGAAGCCUCCAUCAGGGACCAGGAGUAUCAAGAGAACAGUCCCCUCUGGGGGUACCAAUCAGUCUCUGGUGGAACCGGUGACGGAAAGGACAAUCCUAAACAGGUUAAAACAGACAAAGUUCUCCCCGCCUACUGCAACCCGCCCAACCCUUGCCCCAUCGGAUACACCUCUGAUGACAACUGCGUAGAGAACUUUGAAAACUCCCCGGACAACAACAGGAAACUGAUGAAACAACAGGAGUGUCCGUGCGACAAAGAGCACAUGUUUAGUUGUCCGUCGGACACCUCAAUCAGCACCAAGUCCGGACCUUCCCUGGACAGCGUCAUUGAACAGCUCGGAAACAUGGAGGCAGAGCAGGCCCGGAAUCCGUACUUUGACGGACCCCACAACAAAGUGGCCGCCAAGAAGGGGUCCUAUAUACCACUGGAAGAAAUGGAAGCAAUACAGAGCCCACUGAUGUGCUAUCCUAUGCGGUUUGAGCCCGGUGCAGACCUACAGAAGGGACUGCUUAAAUUUACAGAGGAUAAUGGUUUGUCUGCCGCUUUUGUCAUCACCUGUGUGGGAAGUGUCACCAAGGCAACUCUCAGAAUGGCUAACAGUACAACUAUAAAAACUUACGAAGGGCAUUUUGAGAUCGUUUCACUCGUUGGAACUCUGUCGAGUGGAGGCCAUCUUCAUAUGAGCAUUAGCGACGCUGAAGGGAAUGUAUUCGGUGGUCACGUUUUCGGUGACGUCAUUGUGUACACUACAGCGGAAGUGAUCGUUGGAAACUGUCCUGGCGCUGUUAUGAACAGGGAAGAAGAUAAAAGAACAGGAUAUAAAGAGUUGACUGUACAAAGCAAACCCUAACUGCACAGUGAAGCAAAUACCAAGGGACUUAAUUGUUCCAUUGGCUUUGAUGACCAAUAAUUGCACUGUUCUUCUUUAGUUUAUUGACCACCACGUACAUCUUUCAACUUGAUAUCAUUUUUUCGUUAUACUGCAUUUUUCGAUAAAAAAGUGAAAGUUCUCCUUGAAUACUGUUUUUUUUUUAAUUGUUGAAAGAUAAAUAAAAAAUCUUGUAGAGGCCUAA
Messenger RNA from Magallana angulata, 4262 nucleotides. RefSeq names its product WD repeat-containing protein 27-like. NCBI's taxonomy places the organism in Eukaryota, Metazoa, Mollusca, Bivalvia, Ostreida, Ostreidae. Gene Ontology annotation, biological process: neuropeptide signaling pathway. The transcript is spliced from 29 exons. Gene Ontology annotation, cellular component: secretory granule. The coding region runs from base 254 to 4039 and encodes 1261 amino acids. Gene Ontology annotation, molecular function: protein binding. The record is from RefSeq and is a predicted model, not a curated record.